UGGGAAUUCGAGCAGUCAGCGGCCACAGCCAUGGCUGAGCGCCGCGCAUUCGCCCAAAAAAUUAGCAGGACGGUGGCUGCUGAGGUACGAAAGCAGAUUGCGGGGCAGUAUAGCGGCUCCCCGCAGCUCCUGAAGAAUCUCAAUGUGGGUGGCAAUGCAACGAGCAACCCAACGGUUCCGCUGUCUGAGGCAGUGGAUCCAGUGGAUUUUGAGGAAUACCUCCUCAGUCAUCCCCCUGUCAUAGAAUCAGGUCCGCUCCGAGAUUUGGUGGAGUUCCCUCCUGAUGACAUUGAAGUUGUGUACAUGCCCAGGGAAUGCCGUACACUGGGACAGGCCGUGGCAGAGGAUGGUGACCAUGAUGCACAUGUAAGAGACUGUAUCAGAUCCUACACUGAAGACUGGGCCAUAGUCAACCGCAAGUACCAUAAACUGGGAACAGGAUUUAACCCCAACACUCUGGACAAGCAGAAGGAGAGACAGAGAGGUCUGCCCAAGCAGGUUUUUGAGUCUGAUGAACUGCCUGACAACAGCCAGGAUGAUCAGGACGACCUAAAGCGGAGAUCUAUGUCUAUUGAUGACACUCCUCGAGGCAGCUGGGCCUGCAGUAUAUUUGAUCUGAAGAACUCUCAGCCCGACGCCUUGAUCCCACACCUGCUCGACCGAGUGCCCAAUGAAGAGAUUGACCGUCACAACGAGGAGCAGCGCAGGGCCCACAGGCACCGCGAACUCUUUGCCCUCCAUCCCGCAUUGGACGAGGAGGAACCUAUUGAGCGGCACUGUGUGUCUGAGGUCCCUAAAGAACACUUUGGCCAGAGACUCCUUGUCAAGUGUUUAUCUUUGAAAUUUGAGAUCGAGAUUGAGCCCAUAUUUGCAAGCCUGGCCUUAUAUGACUCUAAGGAAAAGAAAAAGAUAUCAGAGAACUUCUUUUUUGACCUGAACUCUGAGCAGGUCAAAACUAUGCUCCGCCCCCACGUGCAGUCAGCGGCCAUCUCUACUCUAGCCCGCUCUGCCAUCUUCUCCAUCACGUACCCGUCACAGGACGUCUUCCUCGUCAUCAAGUUGGAGAAAGUGCUCCAGCAGGGAGACAUCGGAGAGUGUGCAGAGCCUUACAUGGUCUUCAAAGAGUCAGAUGCUGCCAAAAAUAAAGAGAAGUUGGAGAAACUGCGGAGUCAGUCAGAGCAGUUCUGUCAGAGGCUGGGUCGCUAUCGCAUGCCGUUUGCCUGGACGGCUAUCCACCUCAUGAACAUAGUGAAUAGUGCAGGCAGUCUGGAGAGAGACACCGAACUGGAGAUGGGUCUGCCAGAGCGAAAGGGUUCCUGGUCAGAGCGAAGGAACUCGAGCAUCGUUGGUCGGCGCUCUCUGGAGAGAACAACCAGUGGAGAUGAGUCGUGCAAUCUGACCAGCUUCCGGCCUGCCACUCUCACAGUCACAAACUUCUUUAAACAGGAGGGAGAUCGCUUAAGUGAUGAAGACCUGUACAAGUUUCUGGCUGACAUGAGAAGGCCCUCGUCAGUAUUACGGCGCCUACGGCCAAUUACUGCCCAGCUGAAGAUCGACAUUUCUCCAGCUCCUGAGAACCCACACUACUGUUUGACCCCUGAGCUCCUGCAGGUCAAGCCUUACCCUGACACCAGAGUCCGACCCACCAGAGAGAUUCUGGAAUUCCCUGCCAGAGAUGUCUACGUACCUAACACCAUCUAUAGGAACCUCCUGUACGUUAAUCCACAGAGUCUAAACUUUGCUAAUCGUCAGGGCUCCGCCCGCAACAUCACUGUUAAAGUACAGUUUAUGAGUGGGGAAGAUCCCAGUAAUGCUAUGCCGGUCAUCUUUGGCAAAUCCAGUUGUGCUGAGUUCUGCAGAGAAGCUUAUACAGCUGUGGUGUAUCACAACAGGUCUCCAGACUUCAGUGAUGAGAUUAAGAUUAAGCUUCCUGCUUCUCUGACUGAUCACCAUCACAUUCUCUUCACAUUCUACCACGUCAGCUGCCAACAGAAACAGAACACACCACUUGAGACCCCCGUUGGAUAUACAUGGAUCCCCAUGCUUCAGAGUGGGCGUCUGAGAACAGGGCAUUUCUGCCUGCCUGUGUCUCUGGAGAAACCCCCGCAGUCUUACUCUGUCCUCUCCCCGGAUGUUCCCCUGCCUGGUAUGAGAUGGGUUGAUAACCAUCGAGGAGUGUUCAGUGUGGAAGUUGUUGCUGUGUCCACCAUUCACACACAGGACCAGUACUUGGAUAAGUUUUUUGCACUGGUUCAUGCCUUGGACGAACAUAUGUUCCCAGUGCGAAUUGGUGACAUGCGGAUAAUGGAGAACAAUCUGGAAGCAGAACUCAAAUCCAGCAUUGCUGCACUGACGUCCUCCCAGUUAGAACCAGUGGUGCGCUUCCUCCACCUUCUACUGGACAAACUGGUGCUGCUGGUGGUUCGGCCGCCUGUCAUCGCAGGACAAAUCGUGAAUUUAGGCCAGGCCUCGUUCGAAGUGAUGGCGUCUAUAGUGAAUCGCCUGCACAAGUGUCUGGACAGCACUCAGGAUGUUCAUGGACGCAACAGUCUGCUUUCCUCGUACAUCCACUAUGUCUUCCGUCUUCCUAACACGGACCCAAACUCCCCCUCACCUGGUCCGGGGGGCUUAGGUGGGUCUGUUCACUAUGCCACCAUGGCCCGCUCAGCUGUUCGACCUGCCAGCCUCAAUCUGAACCGCUCACGUAGCCUUAGCAACAGUAACCCAGAUAUCUCAGGCACACCCACCUCCCCUGAUGAUGAAGUUCGCUCCAUCAUCGGCAGUAAGGGCCUAGAUCGUUCCAACUCCUGGGUGCACAGUGUGGGGAGUAAGAGUGUCCCCUGGGACUCCAGCCCAGUCUCUGCCUCUGACACGGUGCAGGCCAUGGAGCGAGGUGGCAGUCGCAUGUCAUCGCACACUGAGAGCACCAGUUUCUUGCAAACUUUAACAGGACGGUUACCAACCAAAAAGCUGUUCCAUGAGGAGCUGGCCCUGCAGUGGGUGGUAAGCAGUGGGAGUGUGAGGGAAGGUGCUCUGCAGCAGGCCUGGUUCUUCUUUGAACUCAUGGUUAAAAGUAUAGUUCACCAUCUUUACUUUACCGACCGACUGGACUCUCCCAGGAAAAACCGUUUUCCAGAGCGUUUCAUGGAUGAUAUCAGCGCUCUGGUCAGCACCAUAGCAGGUGACAUUGUGUCCCGCUUCCAGAAGGAUCUGGAAUUGGUUGAGAGACUCAACACCAGUUUGGCGUUCUUCCUCAACGACCUGCUCUCGGUCAUGGAUCGAGGCUUCGUCUUCACUCUCAUCAAAACCUACUGGAAACAGGUGUCCUCGAAACUCUACGCCCUGCAGAACCCCAUGCUCCUGUCUCUGCGUUUGGACUUCCUGCGGAUUGUGUGUAGUCAUGAACACUACGUCACCCUGAAUCUGCCCUGCAGUCUGCUCACACCCCCUGCCUCCCCAUCUCCAUCCAUCUCCUCCGCUACAUCACAGAGUUCUGGGUUUUCCACUCAUGUUCAGGACCAAAAGAUUGCCAACAUGUUUGAGCUGUCCCUGCCCUUCAGAGAGCAACAUUACCUGGCUGGCUUGGUCUUGACCGAACUGGCUGUGAUUCUGGAUCCAGAGACAGAUGGCUCAGCGCACUGGAUGUUCGGUCUGCAUAAAAAGGUUAUCAGUGUGGUUCAUAACCUUCUGUCCAGCCACGACUCCGACCCACGAUACGCUGACCCUGAGGUCAAAGCUAGGGUUGCUAUGCUCUACCUGCCUGUCAUUGGCAUUGUAAUGGAAACUCUUCCCCAGCUACAUGACUUCACAGAGUCUCACAAUCAGUGGGGUCGUUCGGCAGGGUCGGGAGGAGAGGAGCAGGAUGUUGAGGGCAACAGCAUGAUUAAUCAAACUGUUGCUAUGGCAAUCGCGGGCACAUCCAUGCCCCAGAUGUCUCGGCCAAGCAGUUUCCUGCUGAACCCUCAGGCUGGUCGGCAGCACGCCUCUUUCAGUGCAGAGUCCAGUCGCAGUCUGCUGAUCUGUCUGCUAUGGGUCUUGAAGAAUGCUGAUGAGCUAAUACUCCAGAAGUGGUUUACAGACCUGUCCGUCUCCCAGCUGAACCGUCUACUCGACCUGCUGUACCUCUGUGUGUCCUGCUUUGAGUACAAGGGGAAGAAGGUGUUUGAGCGAAUGAACAGUUUAACAUUUAAGAAGUCCAAAGACAUGAAAGCCAAACUUGAGGAAGCCAUUCUGGGCAGUAUUGGAGCCAGGCAGGAGAUGGUCCGACGCAGCAGAGGACAACUGGAGAGGAGCCCGUCGGGCAGUGCCUUUGGCAGCCAAGAGAACUUGCGCUGGAGAAAAGAUAUGACCCACUGGCGUCAGAACAGUGAAAAAAUGGACAAGACAAGAGCUGAACUGGAGCAUGAGGCCCUUAUUGAUGGUAACCUGGCAACGGAGGCUAAUCUCAUCAUCCUGGACACGCUAGAAAUCGUCGUACAGACGGUGUCAGUGACAGAGUCUAAGGAGAGCAUUCUGGGAGGAGUCCUGAAGGUGCUGCUCCAUAGCAUGGCGUGUAACCAGAGCGCCCUCUACCUGCAGCAUUGUUUUGCAACACAGAGAGCUCUUGUCUCUAAGUUUCCAGAGUUGCUGUUUGAGGAGGAGACUGAGCAGUGUGCUGACCUGUGUCUUCGUCUGUUGAGAAACUGCAGCAGUAGCAUCAGCUCAAUCCGAGCCCAUGCCAGUGCCUCACUCUACCUGCUCAUGAGACAGAACUUUGAAAUCGGCAACAACUUUGCCCGUGUGAAGAUGCAGGUGACCAUGUCCCUUUCCUCACUGGUUGGCACAUCACAGAACUUUAAUGAGGACUUUCUGCGUCGCUCCCUUAAAACUAUCCUCACGUACGCUGAGGAGGAUCUGGAGCUGAGAGAGACCACAUUCCCUGACCAGGUCCAGGACCUUGUGUUUAAUCUGCAUAUGAUCCUCUCAGACACAGUGAAGAUGAAGGAACAUCAGGAGGACCCAGAAAUGCUUAUCGACCUCAUGUACAGGAUUGCUAAGGGUUACCAGACGUCCCCAGACCUACGGUUGACAUGGUUACAGAACAUGGCGGGAAAACACUCUGAGAGGAAUAACCAUGCAGAGGCAGCCCAGUGCCUGGUCCACAGCGCAGCACUGGUGGCCGAGUACCUCAGCAUGCUGGAGGACCGCAAGUACCUGCCCGUUGGCUGUGUCACAUUCCAGAAUAUUUCGUCCAACGUUUUGGAGGAGUCGGCUGUCUCUGAUGAUGUGGUCUCUCCAGAUGAGGAGGGGAUCUGUUCAGGGAAAUACUUUACUGAGGCUGGCCUGGUGGGCCUUCUCGAACAGGCGGCUGCCUCCUUCUCCAUGGCUGGCAUGUAUGAGGCUGUGAAUGAAGUGUACAAAGUCCUCAUUCCUAUUCAUGAGGCAAACCGAGAUGCAAAGAAACUCGCCACUAUUCAUGGUAAACUGCAGGAAGCCUUUGGCAAAAUCGUCCAUCAGAGUGCGGGGUGGGAGAGGAUGUUUGGUACCUAUUUCCGUGUUGGAUUUUAUGGCUCUAAAUUCGGGGAUCUGGAUGAACAGGAGUUUGUGUACAAAGAGCCAGCUAUCACCAAACUGGCAGAAAUCUCACAUCGACUGGAGGGUUUCUAUGGGGAGCGGUUUGGAGAGGACCAAGUAGAGGUUAUUAAGGACUCAAACCCUGUGGAUAAAUGCAAACUCGACCCAAACAAGGCUUUUAUACAGAUCACCUAUGUGGAGCCAUAUUUCGACACUUAUGAGAUGAAAGACCGCAUCACCUACUUCGAUAAGAACUACAAUCUGCGGCGUUUCGUUUACUGCACGCCUUUUACGUUGGAUGGACGGGCUCACGGAGACCUGCACGAACAAUACAAACGCAAAACCAUUCUCACCACCUCUAAUGCCUUCCCCUACAUCAAAACACGCAUCAACAUCGUCCACAAAGAGGAGAUAAUCUCCAUGCCCAUUGAGGUGGCAAUUGAGGACAUGCAAAAGAAAACCCAAGAACUGGCCUUCGCCACGCACCAGGACCCUGCCGAUGCCAAGAUGUUACAGAUGGUGCUUCAAGGCUCAGUGGGCACCACAGUCAACCAGGGACCCCUGGAGGUUGCCCAAGUGUUCCUGUCAGAGAUCCCAAAUGACCCCAAACUCUACAGACACCACAACAAACUACGGCUUUGUUUUAAGGACUUCACCAAGAGGUGCGAAGAUGCCUUACGGAAAAAUAAGAGUCUUAUUGGUCCAGAUCAGAAGGAGUACCAGCGGGAGCUGGAAAGGAACUAUCACAGACUGAAGGAGGCGCUACAACCCCUGAUAAACAGGAAGAUCCCUCAACUCUACAAACCUGUGCUACAGGUCAACUCCCACAGAGAUUCUUUCAGUAGAAUAAGUCUUCGUAAACUUGACUUAUGAAGAUGAGGAAGACAUGGGGGGGAGAGGAAGAUGUGGUUUGUUUGUAAAUAUCAGCCUGGGAGAGGUACUCUUCCUGCUGAAGUUUGGUACGUCAUUCCAAUUUCAUAAGCGUUUACAAAAAAGGCCUGUUACUCUGUUCCUGCUAUUCAUGGAGGAUCUUACAGUGGAUAAUGUGUCAAAUCUGUAUUCAGUUCCUGCCUGCACUUUUCUUAUUAUUAGCGUCCCAAUGCAUUUUAUGAAACGUGUACAAGAAAGUUUACUAUUUAAUCCAAAAGCAAAAAAACAAGCAAAAAUGUACCACUGUUUAUCACAAUGGUUUAAGUUUUUUAGGUUAAAACAUUUGUUAAA
Molecule: messenger RNA, 6774 nt
Organism: Chanos chanos (milkfish)
Lineage: Eukaryota; Metazoa; Chordata; Actinopteri; Gonorynchiformes; Chanidae
Gene: dock7
Product: dedicator of cytokinesis 7
Exons: 51
Coding region: 31-6426 (2131 amino acids)
Biological process (GO): positive regulation of GTPase activity; small GTPase-mediated signal transduction; axonogenesis
Molecular function (GO): guanyl-nucleotide exchange factor activity
Source: RefSeq, a predicted model, not a curated record